UUGGGUGGCCCCGGCAGUGCCUGCUUGCCGCGGCGCGGGGCCCUUCUGCGGGGCUGCCCCCGGCGCGCCUGCGCGCGGGCCCGGCCGGUUCCGGUGAGCUCUGAGGCGGCGGAGCGGGCGGACAUGGCGGAGGGCGGCGCGGAGCGGGCCGAUGGCCGCAUCGUCAAAAUGGAGGUGGAUUACAGCGCGACCGUGGACCAGAGGCUGCCCGAGUGCGAGCGGCUGGCGCAGGAAGGAAGAUUGCAAGAAGUCAUUGAAAACCUUCUCUCCCUGGAAAAACAAACACGGACGGCUUCUGACAUGGUCUCCACAUCCCGAAUCUUAGUUGCCAUAGUGAAAAUGUGUUACGAAGCUAAAGACUGGGAUGCUCUUAAUGAAAACAUUAUUCUUCUAUCAAAGAGAAGAAGUCAGUUAAAACAGGCAGUUGCUAAAAUGGUCCAGCAGUGCUGCACUUACGUUGAAGAAAUCACAGACCUGCCAGUCAAACUGCGCUUAAUCGACACGUUGCGCAUGGUCACAGAGGGAAAAAUCUACGUGGAAAUUGAGCGCGCUCGCCUGACAAAGACACUUGCAACAAUAAAGGAACAGAACGGGGAGGUGAAAGAGGCGGCCUCGAUUCUGCAAGAGUUGCAGGUGGAAACCUACGGUUCAAUGGAAAAGAAAGAACGUGUAGAAUUUAUCUUGGAGCAGAUGAGACUCUGUCUAGCUGUAAAAGACUAUAUUCGGACUCAAAUUAUCAGCAAAAAAAUUAAUACAAAAUUUUUUCAAGAAGAAAACACAGAAAAACUAAAGUUGAAAUACUACAACUUAAUGAUCCAGCUGGAUCAACAUGAAGGCUCCUACCUCUCCAUCUGUAAGCACUACAGAGCCAUUUAUGACACUCCCUGUAUCCAGGCUGAAAGUGAAAAGUGGCAACAGGCACUGAAGAGCGUUGUUCUUUAUGUUAUUCUUUCACCUUAUGACAAUGAACAGUCUGAUUUGGUGCACAGAAUUAGUAGUGACAAAAAGCUAGAAGAAAUCCCCAAGUAUAAAGACCUCCUAAAACUAUUCACCACCAUGGAGCUGAUGAGGUGGAGUGCCCUAGUUGAAGAAUAUGGGAAGGAGUUGAGAGAAGGAUCCCUUGACAGUCCUGCAACAGAUGUUUUUGGCUGUACAGAGGAAGGUGAAAAGAGAUGGAAAGAUUUAAAGAACAGAGUUGUGGAACAUAAUAUUAGAAUAAUGGCUAAAUAUUAUACCAGAAUUACAAUGAAGAGAAUGGCACAACUCCUGGAUCUGUCCGUUGAUGAAUCGGAGGAGUUCUUAUCUAACCUAGUAGUUAAUAAAACCAUCUUUGCUAAAGUAGACAGGCUGGCAGGAAUUAUCAAUUUCCAGAGGCCUAAGGACCCAAACAAUCUACUCAAUGACUGGUCUCACAAGCUCAACUCCCUCAUGGCCCUAGUUAACAAAACCACACAUCUCAUUGCCAAAGAAGAGAUGAUCCAUAACCUGCAGUAAGGUGCCUCAAUAAUCUCAGUGCUUUUAAAGAAGGCAUUAAAUCUUCAUAAUAGAGACUAUUAUUACAAGUGUGUAUAUGGUUUGUUUUCUCCCUGUCAAGCCUUCCUGGUCUAAAAUUUAGAACAUAAUUCUGAAAUUCCUGUUGACAAUUAAGUUCCCUUGAUUAUUCAUUCAGUUGUUAAAUGUUUUUGCUACACUUGGUGAAAGAACAGAAUAAAACUGUAUUGCCUGUAUAAUAA
Molecule: messenger RNA, 1733 nt
Organism: Prinia subflava (tawny-flanked prinia)
Lineage: Eukaryota; Metazoa; Chordata; Aves; Passeriformes; Cisticolidae
Gene: PSMD12
Product: proteasome 26S subunit, non-ATPase 12
Exons: 11
Coding region: 124-1494 (456 amino acids)
Cellular component (GO): proteasome regulatory particle, lid subcomplex; cytoplasm
Source: RefSeq, a predicted model, not a curated record